Styela clava is the source of this 2064-nucleotide messenger RNA. NCBI's taxonomy places the organism in Eukaryota, Metazoa, Chordata, Ascidiacea, Stolidobranchia, Styelidae. The record is from RefSeq and is a predicted model, not a curated record.
GUGUUUGAAAUUAUUAAAAAUAUAGACUAGAUAAACUGACAAUACACAAAAUGGCUGAAGGAAAACAUUCCGUUACCGUCAAUGUCAACAUUAGUCAAGAAGAAACGAAGAUUGCUGGAGACAAAGUCAAGCAGAAGACGAAUGCUGUUGAUUGCAAAGUUGGCCAGCUGGGUCAGAUUGUCGUCCCAACACCAGGUAAUUCUCAACCCGCAGCUACUCAGCCGAACACGCUGCAACAUGAUUUGAUUCCAGAAAAUGUUUUCAAUGAAUCAGAAGAAGAGAAAGUAAAAAAGCCAUCACCGGGGUUUAAACAUGACACCGAACCUGCGUCGCCAUCUUCGUCUUCAGACGUCGCACAGUCGUUUGCCGGUAUGGAUUUGAGUGGCGGAAUGAUGGAUUUCAUUGCAUGUGAGAGUUCGCGUGAUUUCAUGCAAAAAUCCAAGUUCGAGGAAGCUGUGCAUCUGAUGGAAGAUCUUUCGCCGUCACCAUAUCAGCAGCUAAUGAUGUCAGAAUGCUACUUUCAACUUGGAAGAGAAAGAAACGCAUUGAAAUGCGUUGAAAAAUUACAAACAAUGAUGACGUCAUCGCCGAGACCUAAGAUCGAUGACGUCAUUAGAUUAGUUGGUAUUUACAUUUCUGGUUCGUCCCAUAUUCGUGCAUUGAUUUUACUCUAUUGUUGUGCUAAGUUGUAUAAGUUCGAUUCAAACCCGAAUGAGUCGGUUAAUGGGAUCAUGCAUUGCGCAUUGGAAUGUAGCGACGUGAUCAAAGCUAUGGCCAAGAAAGGCGAUAAAAUGAAAGCGAUUGCAACAGAUGUUGGCUUGGAAAUGAUCACUGAUAUGUUGGAAGAGCUGAGGUCAGUAUCAGGGGCUGGUAAGGAUAAUAAGGCGAAUAUGGAAGCGAGAUGCUUGAAAUAUGUUGCUUGGGGUUACCAUGCCGUGGGUAAACAUAAGGAUGCGAUCGAAUACUGUGAGAAAGGUAUAGCUUUGAUGAUUCAAACGUUCAGGUCGAACGCAGAAAAAUAUAGAGUGUUUGGGGAUCUAUCAAACGACAUUGGUUCUGCGUAUGAAGAUCUCGGUGAUUAUACUAAGGCUGAAUCACAUUAUUUGAAAUCUCUGAAAGCGUAUGAAAAAGUCGAGAAUUGGCCUAAUGACAGCGAGAAACAGGAUAGAACAGAAAGAACAAAUAAAAACUUGAAAAACGUCCAAGACAAUACAAAAAAUAAUCGCCCGCAUAAAUAUAAAACCAUUAAACGACGUUCUUCCGUGAUCAAUCAAUAAUGAUAUUCAUAAACAUCACUUCUACAUUUUGUGGAAACAUAAAUUCGCAGUAAAUUACCAAAUUCUUAUUUGUGAAAUAAUCUUUUCAAGUUAUAAAAAUUGAUAUUUACAAUCAUAAUUAUAAAUCUCCAAUUCCCCAUAAAAUAUUUCUUUGAAAAAUCUUUUUUUCUAAGUUUCUCCCCAAACUAUUUCCUCGAAUUAGUUUAGAUGAUUAAAACUUCAGAUCAACGUAUAUGAAGUAGAUGCAGAAAUAAAACUUCAGGUUUCCGAUCAUUUAUAAAAAUAAUUUACCAGCGCAAUGCUUUCACAUAUUGUAGGAUAUCAGUCGCUGCCUGUAUAGGCCCUUGUUCGGAGAGAAAUACAUGACCAAGUGCCAAACAAUAAAGUAGUCCUUGCAAUCUCUAAAUUAUAUGUAAUCUUAAAUUUUUUUGUGUUUCUGUGGGAAAUUUUGACUUCGGUAAGCAUUUAAAAUCCCGUCUCAAUUUCGAAAAAUAUGUAUUUCGGCACCCUACACUUCAGAAUAUCUUUUAAUGUUCCAAAAACGUUGGUUAGUCCCAUGCUAAAACUGUUACAUAUUCAACUAUUUUCUUGCUUUUGCAUACUUUUAUUGAAAUAAUUUCAGUGUUGUGUAUUGUGAACAUUUAUUUUUGCUUUUAGUUCGAAGUGGCUUUUGCUUAUUGAAAGCUUGGGAAGCAAUUAUGUAUUCAUAAUUUCAAGUCAGUUAUUGUAUUUAAUUCAUCGAGUGUUUUAUAAUUUUUGUAUUGAUAGAUGUAGUGAUUGAAUAAAU